Cynara cardunculus var. scolymus (artichoke) is the source of this 1386-nucleotide messenger RNA. RefSeq names its product protein NRT1/ PTR FAMILY 8.2-like. The transcript is spliced from 2 exons. The record is from RefSeq and is a predicted model, not a curated record. Gene Ontology annotation, molecular function: transmembrane transporter activity. The coding region runs from base 1 to 1386 and encodes 461 amino acids. Gene Ontology annotation, biological process: transmembrane transport. NCBI's taxonomy places the organism in Eukaryota, Viridiplantae, Streptophyta, Magnoliopsida, Asterales, Asteraceae. Gene Ontology annotation, cellular component: membrane.
AUGACACUGUUGACAUUAUCAGCAGCGGUACCUGCAUUAGUACCAUCUUGCCUCAAAACAGAUGUUUGGGAUGCAACAGGUUCUCGGACCGUAGUGUGCUUCACAGCACUUUACUUGGUGGCACUGGCUAGCGGAGGAAUCAAGGCUUGUGUCUCGGCUUAUGGAGCAGAUCAAUUUGAUGACAAUGAUACGGCUGAAAAAAAGCUCAAAAGUUCUUUUUUCAAUUGGUAUUAUCAGAUGAUGAAUAUUGGCAGCCUUCUUGCUCAUUCUUUAAUAGUAUGGGUACAAGAUAAUGUGGGUUGGGACUGGGGGUUUGGCAUUCCUACUCUAGCCAUGGCAAUGGGAGUAGUUUCUUUCUUCUCCGGUACCUGGUUUUACAGGAACCAAAAACCGGGGGGAAGCCCUUUGACCCGUUUCUUCCAAGUGGCUGUCGCUUCCUUGAGAAAGAAAAGAAUCAAUGUGCCAGCAGAUGCAUCGCUAUUGUAUGAGAUUGAUGAUGUUAAUUCAUGUAUCAAAGGAAGCCGGAAACUUAAUCACACAAUGAACUUCAGCUUCUUUGAUAAGGCAACUGUGGAGACGCCAUCAGAUCGUGCAAUGGGAUCGGUAAACCCAUGGAGACUCUGCACAGUUACCCAAGUCGAAGAACUGAAAACCGUCUUACGUUUGCUACCAAUCUGGAUCACCGGUAUCAUAUUCAGCAGCGUACGUGGUCAAAUGGACAAUCUGUUCGUCUUGCAAGGCUCUUUCAUGGACACUCAAGUAGGCAACUCUAGCUUCAACAUCCCACCAGCAUCACUAGGUACUUUUGGCACCCUUAGUGUCAUAUUCUGGGUUCCAGUUUACGACCAAAUCAUCGUCCCACUUGCCCGAAAACUCACCGGUCACCCGAACGGAAUAACCCAACUCCAGCGGAUCGGAGCAGGACAUUUCAUUUCAAUAUUUUCUAUGUUAUCUGCCGGAAUCUUGGAAGUCAUUAGGCUCAAUAUCGUCAAAAGACACAACUACUACGAAAUCAAGCCCGUGCCAAUCUCGAUAUUUUGGCAAAUCCCGCAGUUCUUUAUCAUCGGGUGUGCAGAAGUUUUCACGCUCGUGGGUCAGAUGGAGUUCUUUUACGAGCAAGUGCCUGACUCGAUGAGAAGCUUGGGGUCGGCCUUGCGGCUAACGACUAUCGCACUUGGGAACUAUACGAGCUCAUUACUGGUAAGUAUAGUUAUAAAGUGGACGACUGAGGAUGGGGGGCCUGGGUGGAUACCGGACAAUCUGAACUAUGGGCAACUACAGAACUUCUUCUGGCUUUUGGGUGUUUUGAGUGUCGUAAAUCUUGCGGUUUUUGUGGUGGCUGCGAGGUGGCAUACCAGUAAAAGAUUAGUUGGUGUGAUCAUGUGA